GGUCAUAUGAUGGGUCUGUCUCCCUGGUGGAGCGCUUUUCCGAGUUUUCCAUAUAACCGCUGCUUCCUCCCCAUUCGUCUCUAACUAUCUUCUUGGUUAUCUCCACCACAGUUCACCUCUGCCACUUGUGUCUCAGUGUCUUCCCCAACCUCCCUCAUCAGCGACCACAUUUAGGGUGAUGACGUCCUACAAACCACAAACAAAUCUGUGGCUCGAACGAUCUCGCCUCAAUGGAAUGGUGUUAGGGGGUGUAUCCUACGGCGUAUUCUUUCUCCUUACAGUACAGUCCUGGAUUGCUCUCAUGCAGCAGCCUCAAUAUGGGGGAACAAUUCCAAGUCAUCGUCGCGUGCUUCUUUUCUACGUCUUUAUCACGUUCGUAUGUGGGACAAUAAGUUUUGCUGCGAACGCAAGAUACACGGAGAUGAUUUGGAUAGAUCUUCGUAAUGCGCCUGGUGGUCCACUCGCGCUAAUCGAGAACGAAAUGAACAAUCGUCUAAAUAUUCUGGCGCUUUCCUCUGGUCACAUCCAGGAGUGGUUUAUGCAAGCUCUGCUGGUGAGCCGAAUCAUUUGUCGUAAGGAAAUGGUGCAAGCUUGAUGCCCUAUAUACUUAGCUUUACCGAUGUUUCGUGAU
Molecule: messenger RNA, 631 nt
Organism: Suillus paluster
Lineage: Eukaryota; Fungi; Basidiomycota; Agaricomycetes; Boletales; Suillaceae
Exons: 3
Coding region: 179-595 (138 amino acids)
Source: RefSeq, a predicted model, not a curated record